Molecule: messenger RNA, 2870 nt
Organism: Athalia rosae (coleseed sawfly)
Lineage: Eukaryota; Metazoa; Arthropoda; Insecta; Hymenoptera; Athaliidae
Gene: BNIP3
Product: BCL2/adenovirus E1B 19 kDa protein-interacting protein 3
Exons: 6
Coding region: 240-836 (198 amino acids)
Biological process (GO): mitochondrial outer membrane permeabilization; positive regulation of apoptotic process
Cellular component (GO): mitochondrial outer membrane; nucleus; mitochondrial envelope
Source: RefSeq, a predicted model, not a curated record
GUUCCCUCCCACUGGUGGCAUUUUAAGGCAGGAAUUCGCGGCGCAAGCAAGUGUGUCGCAGUUACAAAAAAAGUCAUCGUCAUCGUCUCCGGUUUAUAAAUUAGUGUUGGUGCUGUUUUCUUUUUAAUUCCCUAUCCUUGCAGUAUAACAAAAAUCUAUCAGUAUACGAUUUACAAACAAAAAUUUCCUCCCGUCAACAAGUUACUGGGCAUAUUAAAUAAUUUUGUACGCAUCCGAGGAUGUCGUCCACGGCAAAAUUUACCUCCGACGAAUUGCUGGGUGGUGCAGAGUCGUGGGUCGAACUCAAUCCGGUACCUGCGGAUAGAGUAACUCCGUUACCAUUCAGCAGCAGCGGUGGAGGCAGCGAAGAAUAUCUUCGACUAUUGAGGGAGGCACAAAGAGACUCGACACAAUCGUCCGCGAGGCAUUCGUUGGCAUCCUCCAGGAGGGAUACUCCCAGGGAUAGCCCGAAGAGUCCGCCGAACAGUCCAAAUACAGAAUUAUCAACCGAAGACGAAUUUAAAGGAGUUUAUAUCAACUAUAGUUGUAACAAGGAUGGAGAACUGACAGACAAAAGUAGCGACUGGAUUUAUGAAUGGAGUUCUCGUCCUGACCAGGCACCACCAAAGGACUGGAAAUUCAGGCACCCUCUUGGCGUGACAAAGAGGAAAACAUACAGCAUCCGAACAGCUAAAGUUGGAAAAAAUGGGCUUUUUUCUAAAGAAGUUCUCUACACAUUAUUUCUGACUAAUUUCUUGUCAUUGCUCAUCGGAACUGGGUUUGGUGUCUGGCUGACUAGACGAGGACUGAUGGUGCCCCGCAUAACUAUUGAGUGAAACAUUACAAAAAGAUCGAAUAACAGAAUGGUGGGAAAGGUAUCGAUAGUUCACUAUGAAUACUGCGAUAUGAAUAUUGUUAGUUUGAAUUUUUUCGGAAAGAACCUUUUAAAAAGCUGGAAAAUGGGACGCAAGAAAGACUGAUAUGCUGGGAGGCAAUAAUAUGCCUAAACACACAAAAAAACGAAAGAUUAAAGAAAAAACCGAUUUAUAGUUAUUUAAUAAAAACAAACUAUUCGCAUUAUAUUAAUUAUAAAUAAUACUGCAGUUUAAAGAUAAAAAAAAACUAAUAAUCAUAUAAUUUUAUAAUUCUUUUCAAUAAUAUCUAUGAAAUAUAACAAAUUAUUAGCAAAUUCAUUUUAGAACUAUAAAACAAAAGGUCAAAAAAACAUCACGUAUAGUACUUGUAGACAAUAGUUCGUUAGUUGUGGAGAGAAAAAUGAAAGAAAAAAAAAACCUGUCCAUUUUAUACAAUUUCUAAUAUGUUUUUAUCUACUAUAGAUUAUAAAAAAAACGGAAAAAAGUAGCUUUGAAUAGUAUUUAUAACUUACUGAAUAUUAAAAUAAGUAUUAAGGGCUCGUACAUUUAUUUAGUGUAGAUAUAUUCCAUGUGAGCUUAGUAGAGAAUUAUGGAAAAAUGAAAAAAAAUAAGACUAAACUACGUCAUAUCGUGCUGUUAGUGGAAGGAUAUAAAUACUGUAAAGGUAUCAAAAUUUGAUUUAAUCAUUUUCUUGGUGUCUUAGAGAUGAACGAAAUUUGAUUAUUUCUAAAUAGUAAUGGGUAUAUUUCUCGCUCACAUGGGGAUCAGGUGAGGUGUUUCAGAAAUAGAAAUUUAUUAUAGGGAAUUGAUGAAUUAUUAUUAUCAAUUACGGUUAACUCGUGAUCAAAUAAUCGUAAAGAUUAUUCGGUCAUGAGUCUUCGAAUCACUACAAAUUUUGAGAGGAUUUGGACUUUUUUUUUUUUUCUGUUCCCUUCGAAAGUACAUAUUCCAAAGAAAUUUCAAUGAUACCGUUUCAAUGUAACUUGAAACAGAAACCCGUUAUCUUUAGAUUAUGAAUACAUUUAAAGAUAACUGAGACUAUUCGUUCUGUGUCAGAGGGACGGUAUUUGAAUUUUAUAGAGAAUCCUCGUUUGCAGGAAAAUUAUGAUAAUAUUCAUCCUCUAUUCCGAAGCAAUAAAUAUCUAUUUCGCCUACUAUGAUCAAUAAUUCCGAAUCGUACGCGCAUGGUUCUUUAUUUAUUACUGUUUUCUCUGGUUAACUGAAAUGUUUGGAAUUGUACUAAUAAUCAAGUAAUUCAGUUGUAUUUUCUUCCUUCUUUUUUCUUUUCUCUCUUUUAUAAAGUUGAAAAAUUAAGAUAAAUUGUACAUUUGUUUACGAAAUGUUAGGAUUAUUUUAAUACGUGUUCCAAUUAAUAUGAUUGAAAAGAAAUACAUGUUUAAUUGUUUGUAAUUGCUACGAAAUAAAUUUUUGUAAAUUCUUGAAAAAUUAUCCUUACUUCUCUUCACGACGAUUGUUGUUAAGCUUGUAUUCAACUACCUCUACCCUCAUAUCCAACAUUGAACAUCCAUGAAUUCAGACUCAGACGUUGCUUGCGUGCGACAGAAGUAGCGCUACUGUAUUGUAGACGAGCGGGUGUUUAUAACCUCAAAUCUCAGUUCCCACUCAACCCAUUCGAAAUAGGUAUUUUUUUUCUAUACCUGCGAAUUAAACUUCUCGUAUUAUGCUCCGGGUCAAGUACGUUUCGUCUACCUACAAACGACGUACGAUGAUCAUUCCUCAUAGAGCAGUGUAGAUUCAAAACCACUGAAAUCGCAAACAGCCAUUAGAGGCUGGAAAGUUUCGCCACCUGUGAAAACUGAACUCUCCCAAAAUAAGGUGUCAGUUGGUAGACGCUGAACCCUUCACACCAUUUUCACUCCAUACCAUGCACGAAACCAUGGAAACUGAUCCCGCUACUCUUGCACGAAGACAAAAAGAUAUAGACUAUGGCAAAAAUACCAUAGCAUACGACAGAUACAUCCAAAUGGUACCUAA